Enterobius vermicularis (human pinworm) is the source of this 927-nucleotide messenger RNA. NCBI's taxonomy places the organism in Eukaryota, Metazoa, Nematoda, Chromadorea, Rhabditida, Oxyuridae. The record is from the annotation of a GenBank genome assembly.
AUGGUUAUGAAAAGGAAGAUAGACGAAGUGUCCGACACUGAGGAGGGAGCAGAUAUUAGGAGAAAAAGGUUGGAAAAUGGACUGGAAACUACAGAUGAUGAGGAACUAAGUAGCAGUGGCAGUGCGGACUACACCAGCCGUGAACAGUCGCCUGUUGUUCAUAUUUCAAUAAGUCGUGAAAGGCGAUCUAAUGCCGGGAAUAGAAUGGCCUCUUUGCUUAAUGAUAUGGAGGAAGAUGAAUUUUACAAAAACACUUAUGGAGGUGGAUUUUUGGAGGAUGAUGCGGACGACGCGUAUGAGUCUCCUGUAGGAUCUGACCAUGAUGAGAUCGACUCGGAUUUUUACAAUACGGAAGAGGAAGAUGAACCGAUCAGUGAUAAUGAACAAAGAGAGCGGCCAAAGAGGCGAGCUAAAUACAGAGAUCUUAAACCUGGUGAUUUCAUGAAGCGCAAGCAGUUGUUAGAUAAGAACCGAAAGUGGGUGAUGGCUCGUAUGGGAGGACCCACCGUAGCAGCAAAUACUGUUAGUCCGGAAACGCAGGCAGAGAUGUUGGAAGAAGCUAAAGAGACCGAACGAUUAAACAUUGCCUCGUUAAAAAAGUAUGAGCAGUACGAACUUGAACGGAAAAAGAAGCGUGAGAAAAACAGUUUAGUAAGGUCGGUGAAACCACCACUAAUAAAAAUGGUUGACACUGCUAGCGGGAGGUUCCUUACUUUGCCAUCAGUAAAAGAGUUCAAAAUGCCAGAAACAAAAGUCCGUGUUUUAUGCGCCGUAACUUCGCGGCCAGCGAAGUAUCGGGACCCGGUAACAGGGCUACCAUAUGCAGACGUAGAUGCUUUUAAAAAUAUACGGCAGAAGUAUAUUGAGUAUUUGAAGACAAUAAAAAACAAUUCGGCUGUUACAGCUUGGCUUGAAGAGUACGGUUAA